Molecule: messenger RNA, 3924 nt
Organism: Cladocopium goreaui
Lineage: Eukaryota; Dinophyceae; Suessiales; Symbiodiniaceae
Source: the annotation of a GenBank genome assembly
AUGGUUGUUGAUGAACCAGACGAGGAUGUAGAUGAGCGCGAGAGCUGGCUCACACUUCGGAAAGCAAUGGUUGACUUUUUGUUGAUCAGGAAAAGACUGUUUCCGUCACAAGCUUUCUUGCAGAAUAUGAGCGUCCGAGGAGGCCCGAAUGUGGCAAAAAGUUGCUACUUGGAAUCACUGCUGGCGAGAAACUUUGUCCUCAAGUGCGCUUGCUCCGCUGCCGGAGGAAAGGCAUCCGAAGUCUUCGUACCAUGCCUGACAUUGAAGACCAGUCUGGACACAGUGAUUCAGCACAGGGUCCGGGAAUGUGAUUUGCAGCUUCCGGAGUCAUAUGAUGUUGAGGCUUUUGCGACGUACUUGCACAGUCACCUUCAUCGUCGAGAGAACGUUCAAAUCUUUGCAGCUUUUUGGAAGCACAUGAGCACAGCGAAGCACAAGAAAGCUGGCAAGCCGACAGCGCAGGAGAAGCAACGAAAGGCAGACAUGCUAGGCAAAGCUCAGCAUCUUCUUGAUGCAGAGAAACAUGGAGAUGAUUUGUUGGAGAAGUUUCACGCAACAACAAAAAGAAGAACCGCGCACAGGAUUGAAGAGGUGAAAACAGAGGACGGAGAGAAAAGCAAGGCUAAGGGCGCUUUGGCUUCAGUAACGUGCAGCUACCACUAUUCUGGGCCCACCACGCUUCGCACUCGGAAGCAGGCUUCGGAGUUUAGCGCACAAAGAAUGAGUCGACGAGUGCAAGCUGUGAUUUUGCCACACACGCACGACCUAGACAUUGAAAACAGCCUCUUCACCUUGAUAGCGCAGUUGCUGGAGAAACUCGAUGUGGAUCCGGCCAUGCCUGCAGACACCCGGAAAGCUUUGGAUUUGUGCGCCCAAAACCGCGCACGGGUUUGUGCGGAAAUUUUGUCUCUACCUGGCUCGCGUGGAAAGCAGUUGCUCGUCUCCACUUUCUACGGCGGGUCUGUGUCGCCAGAAUUGCAAAAGCUGGACUUUGCGCACAACUUGCAAAAAGUUUCGGUGCAUUGCAAAUGGGUAGCUAUUUCGUGUCUUUCUGAUGAAUAUCGCGCCUUUCUGCAGGAUAGCAAAAAAACCAAUCCAGAAGGGUCACUUCUAUCAUACCUCUACACUGCCUGUGAAGAUGUUAUUCUUUCUCAUUGGGUGCAAUUCUUGAUGGAGACCUUUCACCCUCAGCACCUCUCUUUGCAUUAUGAUGGGGUCCGGAUUAGCACUGUGGACGCUGUUUCUAUAGCAGAUGUCUGCACGCAGAGUGAAGCCUACAUCAAGCGGAUGACAGGCUUCGAAGUCCGCAUUCGGGAAAAGACUCACAAGCUUGUACUGCAGGCCAUGAAAGAAGCUGCUGUCGCAGGUCCUGCUGUUUACGCAGCUGACGACGUGCUGUGCAAAGCAGGGAACUGCAUUCCACAUGCGCUGGCGUGCCUGGAAAUGCUGGAGCCAGGUCACAUGUAUGUGCUCAACAAUGGGACAGACCAAAACAAUGUCUACAUGCAGCAGCGUGGCUCGCGCACUUACAGGCAAUGCAUGAACAUGUUUGGCUGUUCUUUCUCCGUAGCCUUGCUGACGGACGGGGAAGUGCCCGAAGGCAAGUUCCUACUACAUUGUGAAAAUGGUGGGCGGCCACAUUGUGUGGGAGUGCAUGUUACGCAGGAGUCAGAAGAGGUUGGUCAGCAGGUCACUAUGUGGGAUGUUGAUGGUGUGUAUCGGCUAAGCGUGGCUAGCUUCACCGACGCUUUGUUGCGAGGAACUGAUGCUUCCACCUCUGUAGGUUUUUGGUUGCAGGCAGACAAAUCGGAGGACUUGGAUGAAGCUCUCGAAAGGCUGCUGGACUUGGGAGCAGGUAGUUCUGAGGAGGAAACGGUCGCGGAAUCCUGUGAUGAGAUGCUUGCAGAAAGUUGUAUCCUGGAGGAAGGUGGAGUGCAGGAAGAGGAACCCUUCGAAUGGUUGGACGAGGAAGGGACCGUUGUUGUGGAAGAGGCUUUACUAGGCAAGCUCCAGGCAGAGGUUGACGAGCGCGUGACCAAGUCAGCUGAUUGGAAGAGUAGAGGCACCAUGCCUUGUCCACUGUGUCCUUUUCGCACGUUCCAUCGCCGAGAUCACUGGGAGCGCCAUGCGCGCAGGUAUCACAGCAGGAGACAGCAAUACUGUUGUUCAGGAACGAAACAGCUACGUAUUGUGAUCGCUCUCCAUGAUGCGGACCAGCUGCACCGACGCAGAGGCCGGAACUAUCUCCAAAGGUCUGCAGAUGUGUUGCGCCGAUCUGUUCGACCAGCCCUGUCUGCAAAAUGCAAUGCCAUCGACAAGCACAUCCGGCUGCUUUUGGAUGGAUCUGGACCUAAGGUGGUGCAUGCUGAAUAUUUAAAGGCAGGCGUCACUGCUCGCCGAGUUGGACGACUGUGGUACACCCAUUCCUUUGCUGAACAGGUGUGGCAAGAAAUGCUGCUUCACCAUGGAAAGGCCGGUGUGACCAGACAUGCAGUGUCAUUGUUCAAGGCGGCAGCGCUGCGGCCUCGACUACUGGUGAAGGCAUUGAACGCAGGCAACCACAUCGCAACGCUCUUACCAACACAUGUCAAUGCAUGGUGGCCCCUUGUGGAAGAUAUUUUUUCAUCCGCCGCAUGCCAAAGUCUCCGGGCCGAUUUGCUGGAGAAAGCAAUUGCGCAUGGUGAAUGUUCCUACUUGUCUGUGGAUGGCACCUUCAAGGUUUGCUUGCCGGUGAUGGGCCAAGCGCACUUCAAUGCUUCUGCUGGUGUGAGGGCGAGCUUUCCAUUUCAGGACGGUGAGGCUUACACGCGGGUGCUGUCUGUGCGAGGUCGCAGUGGGGCCGUUCUUGCAUUAGAGCCUUCUGUCGGAGAAAGCCCUCCACACAUCGUCGCUUGCUUGCAGACUUGUUUGCCCCAGGCAGGCCUUCUGCAAGUAGAACAUUUGGCCACAGACAGUCCGAACGAAAAUUUGCUGGCUGAGUUGACAAAUGUGUGUCCCAACUUGAAAGCCUUGUCGUUGGAUCCGACCCAUGCAGCCAUGAAGUACGAGCAGGCAUUGGUAGGGAAAAGAUCAGCUGGUUCCAGAUUGCUGCGAUCUUUCUUGGUGAAGUUCACGGCGCACGACCCGAAUGUAGAAAGCAACAUUUGGGGCCCUUUCUAUGCAGGCGGGCCUGUGCCUGAGGUACGGCAAGAAGCUAAUCUGCGGCAGCACAUCUUGGAUGUGUCCAUGUCUAAAGCCCGAGCCCGCCGGAUUUUGCAGAGUGCUGAGCAGCUUCUGAUUUGGCCGACUCGCAUUCAGUUCAUAGAAGCAGUGGCUGCUUUAGCAGCGCUGCAUUCAGAUGAUAUGCAGAAAAAGAUUGACGGUUCGAAGUUCACAGUGGCAAAGUUCUUAUACAAACUUACAGCUGCAGACAAAGUCGAAUGGCUAACCAACAACUUACGCUACCGACAGUUUUUGCCUGCAUCUCGGAGGAUCCUUCUCCUGAGCGGAACAACUGCCAAUGAGGCACUGCAUGCAGAGCUAAAUGCAUGGUACAGACAGGUGCAGCAGAUGCACCGAAGCACCCUUGCUUUGAAACUGGGUAUGCAAACGAUCGGAAAGCUGCUUAGCCACCAAACAGCGCUGCAUUGGCCUACAACAGUACAAAUGCCUCACGCCAUGGUCCUGGCGGCAGCUACAACGAAGCCACUCUGGACAAAGAGGACUUGGAAACUGCGGGUGCAGGAGCAACGCGAAAGCGGAGUAGAACCAUUGCAGCGCCUUGUGCAGAAAAAACGUGACAAGGCAAGAAUUCGCAAGUUCAAGCGGCCUGCAUCAACAGAAGUUCGCCAACGCAAGCGAACUCCGUUCACUUUGGAGCGAAGAGCUGGAAUUAAACGAACCGGCGUCCACAGACGACGUCCGGCUUCGGCUUCUGUUGGAUAA